Messenger RNA from Patella vulgata (common limpet), 2438 nucleotides. Its product is annotated as EARP and GARP complex-interacting protein 1. The record is from RefSeq and is a predicted model, not a curated record. Lineage: Eukaryota; Metazoa; Mollusca; Gastropoda; Patellidae. The transcript has 9 exons. Gene Ontology annotation, biological process: protein ubiquitination. Gene Ontology annotation, molecular function: protein binding. The coding region runs from base 102 to 1256 and encodes 384 amino acids.
AUGAGGUAACUCUGCAUAUUUCCUUUUCAGCAACGAAAACCGAAAAAGGUUUUGGCUGAGUUACUCAACUCGGGUUAAUUUGAUAAUCUUUAAACUUGACCAUGGACGACGAAGCUCCUGUUAUUUAUGGUUUGGAAUUCCAGGCUAGAUCUUUAGCAGCUCAAGUAGCAGAAACUGAUCAUAUUAGAUUUUUAGUUGGUACACAAUCACUGCGGGCAGAAAAUCAGGUUCACCACAUAGAUUUUGAUGAUGAGAAUAAUUUGAUAAACAAAAACCUAUAUUUACAUAGAGAAGGAGAAAUAUGGCACAUGAGUGCUUCAACAUUUGAUAAAUCUCUUGUAACUACAUGUUAUAACAAAACAAGCGAUUCCAAAUCAGAAAUCUGUGGAGCUGUAUGGAAAUUACCAGGUGAUUUUGAUGAUGCAGUGCAUGAUGAUCAAACUACAUCACAUCAACCACUUGAACUUGUUUGUCAUUUAAAUAAAGAUGAUUGUGGUGAUUUAAAGAGUGUUUUGUGGCAGCCAACAGGUGAAUCUCAUAAUCUGGUUGGCUUGACAGAUAGUCACAUAUUACAGUGGAGUUUAGAUACAGAAUCAUUAUCAGCCAAAACUAUUAAUACAACACCUAUAGCAGGUAAAGCCCAACCGAAAUUAACAUGUGGUCGAUGGAAUCCUCAUCAUAAUUGUGCUCAGAUUGCUACAGCUAAUGACACAACAAUACGAGGCUGGGAUCUUAGAUCUAUGGAGCAAGUGUAUACAAUAGAAAAUGCACAUGGACAGUUAGUAAGAGAUAUAGAUUUUAAUCCUAAUAAACAAUAUUACCUGGUUAGUUGUGGUGAUGAUUGUCGAGUUCGUUUCUGGGAUACAAGAAAUGUCAGUGAGCCUUUAAAAGUUUUAUCUGAACAUUCUCAUUGGGUAUGGGCAGUUCGCUAUAAUCAUUUUCAUGAUCAAUUAGUUCUAACAUCUAGUAGUGAUAGUCGAGUUAUUCUCAAUAAUAUUAUCUCUCUUUCCUCGGAACCCUAUGGGGACCUGGCAGAAAGAGAUGAUGAAAGUGAUGAUGAUGAUGACAGCUAUACAGAAGGACCAGUUGAAGCACCUACCGAUGGAGUGAUAGCCACAUAUGAGGAACAUGAAGACAGUGUUUAUGCAGUAGCCUGGUCAACAGCAGAUCCGUGGGUGUUUGCUUCGUUAAGUUAUGAUGGACGUUUAGUAGUAAACCGAGUACCUAGAGCAGAAAAAUAUAAAAUAUUAUUAUGAAACAAAUUUCAUCAUAUCUUAAUUUAUUAGAAGAAUGUGAUAUGGAAAGACUGAUUAUUUUAAUUUAGUGAUGGGGACAAAAGAUAUUUGCAUUAAAAUUAUUACAAGUACUUUUAACUGACAUUCCUUAUACAUCAGCUAGUUGUAUUGUAGGAUAUAAAAUUCUAAAUCAGCAAGUUGUGCAAUAAAAUAUAAAUCUUAACUGAAAUGUUGCAUGUAUAUAAAUUAUAUAUAUAUAUAUUAUGUAUUUCACAAAAAGUAAUAGAAAUGGAGUUAAUCAUAUGAGGACUGAAUUAAUGCAAAUUAAUGGCUGUGUUACCCAAUAGUUUUCGGUACAUCAUUAACAUGUUUUCUACUUUACCGAUUUCUGUGAUUGGUCUAAAUUGCUUGACACAUUCCAUUCUUGGAGACCAUUCGAUAUGUCCAGUCAACAAAUAUUCGUAUUGGUCUUGUUUGCCUUAAAUUUCAACAAAAAGCAAAACAUUUUUGUAUGGAAAUCUAAUCAGUAUUUUGCUAACGGUCACUGGGUACAGAAAUGGCUGCACUGUUGCACCCAUAUGGACUUUCGCCAUUUUGUGACCACUUCAUGUUUGGGUCAAUCAUGUGACAUCAACGUCAGUCUCUUUUGAACAAAUGUUGGUCAUUUGCGUUGUCUGCGUUGGGUUUAAAUGAUCAGAUCAUGGGUUCAUUAUAGGAGUUUUUAUUAGUCACAUCUUGUUCUAGAUUUUGUAUGAUUGAUGACAUAUUAAAUAAAUGAAAAUCCUGAAUAUAAUUCAGUUUAAUAAAAUAAUAAUAAUAACAAACCAACAGUGAGGCUGAUGUCCUACGCCGAAAUCCCAAAAUGACACAUAUUAAUUAAUCGCACAUUUAUUUUUUUCAAAAGUAACAAGCAAUCAAACUGAUUAUCAACUAUACACUAGGUUUCAUCACUCUCUAUCAGACAGAAUCAAAGUUAUCUUGUCCCAAAGCAUCGACCAAUGAAAUUGCUUAGCUCUAGCUUGAAAUGUUAAUCAUUGACCUCAGUCAAGACAUUCACCUAAUGAACAUCUACAUCAAGUUUAAACAUUCUACCUCAAUUAAAAGCAGGGUUGUUAGGUUCCAAAGUCUUGAACAUUCAAAUUGCUUAUCGCUCCUUAGCCUAAGCAGAAAAUUCUUAUCAUCGAAUUUCGUCACACCAAAGUU